Molecule: messenger RNA, 2581 nt
Organism: Ostrinia furnacalis (Asian corn borer)
Lineage: Eukaryota; Metazoa; Arthropoda; Insecta; Lepidoptera; Crambidae
Exons: 6
Coding region: 180-1454 (424 amino acids)
Source: RefSeq, a predicted model, not a curated record
CGUUUUGUUGCGAAGUAGAGUUUCGAAUUUGAAGAGCAAGCGAUUUUACUAUUUUAGUUUACUUUUAGCAGUCAUGUGUGGAAGAUUGUUAAUGUAGGUCAAUAAACUCAUACGUGAAAGUUUGGAGAAACGUCCUAAUUCCAUAUUGUGACCUACAGUAAUCAUCUGCAGCACAAACAAUGGCACUAUCUGCGGAAGAGUUCGUGAAUCAGUUAUUGACAGAAGAAGCGUUGGAAAAACCUUCGGACAAUGUGAAACCUGAAGAAUUAGAAAUGAAGUUGCCAGAUGACUUUGACGCAGAAAAAUUCAAUAGAGGCCGCCGCUUCUACUGGGACCACAGCUACUCGUUCUCCACGUCAAUGCUGUUGGGACUGGUGGCGGUGUUCGCGGUGCCUUCCAUCCUGAGGAUCCUGGUCAGCACGCGCCGCUCCAACUCUACCUACACCGCCUAUAAGCGGUAUCUGUCCACGCUGCUGCAUACCAUCACGUGGUUCGAGAACGACCUGAAGCCAGGAUCUAGGUCAUGGAAGUCCCUAUACGCGGUGCGUUCUCGGCACGUGCGCGCGGGCAUGGCGGCGAAGCUCAAAGGUUUGGGCGUGGUGUCGCAGCGAGACGUGGCGCUCACGCAGUUCGGGUUCAUCGGCUUCUCCGUGCUCAAGCCGGACAAGCUCGGCAUCCGACAGCUAAGGGAGGGCGACUGGGAGGCCUACAACUACUUCUGGCACGUCAUCGGGUAUAUGAUCGGGCUGGAGGAUAGAUACAACAUUUGCCGCAAGACAUUUGAUGAAACCCGCGAGGUGUGCCAGCUGUUACUAGACCGCGUCUACACGCCGUGCUUAGAGAACGUUCCAGAAUACUUCGAGCACGCGGCGCGAGUCAUGCUUGACGGCAUGUGGUCGGUCAACCCUACGGUGGACGAAGAGGCUACCUUGUACUUCUGUCGGUACUUGGCUGAUGUGCCCGGAUACAUUUAUACUGAGGACGAACGUGUAAAGCUACAGGAUAAAUUAAAGAAACAUUUGAAAGGAAAGCAGCCUGAUACCGGUGUGGAUUCUAAGCUGUUGAUGUCAAAACCAGGCGUCGACGGGCUGCCUGACCUUCCACCCAGACUCUUAUACGUCCAGGACUACGAUUCCCUGGACAGCGCCCCACAUUUCAAACGGCUCAGCUUCAGAGGCAAAUACAAACUAGCCUUCAACUUCAUAGCGGCGGUGUUAUACACGACGUAUCUAGGCAGACUUUACUUCAACUGGAAUUUCUUGUACAGUCUAUUCCUCAUGAAAUAUUUUCCUUAUCUUGCGUUCUUCAGAUUCGGAAUCAAAGCAUCUCUGAUAAACAUAUUCGAGGAGGACCCGACUGAUGACACUAGCUUGAUACCGAACGCGGAAUAUUACAACAAGAAAAAAGUUGACGAGCCCUGGUAUAAGAUUCUAUGGUCCAUUAUUUGGUGGUAAUUUUUUUUAUAACUUGCAUGUUGUUUAUUUGACAAUGUGGCUUCAGUAAUAUCUGACCAUUAUAAUGGUCACUUUACAAGUAGCAUUUAUUGCGUAAAAAAAUGUAAUACAUUACGUAAAGAACCUUGCCAUAAAUUAUGGCAUUAUUUACCUUUAGUGAUUAUUUCAUUCGAAAAUGAGACAUAAUUCCAGUGUACUAGUGUUCAUUUCGUAGUAACUCUACCAGGUAUUCUUGCUAAUAAGAGUAUCACAAGUUCAGAUUAUACUGUAAAACAAUUUCGAGCUUAGGAAGGCGUGCCAAAGGAAUUGGAGCCUAUCGAAUCUUGUUUGCUUAGGCAUAAGGUAGUUUUUCGCUUGCAAGAUGUUGAAUCUUAUUGCUUUAAUACAUCGAUUUUUGAUGUUUUUAUCAUUAAUCACGUAAUUUUAUUGAAUGACAAGCAAUGCACAAUAUUUAGAUAAAUAGAUGACAUGGUCAUGAAUAGAGCUAAGGAAUUUAGUUUUAGUAAUUAUUAGAUCAAGGGGCCUUCCGCUGUUCAAAUUAAAAUCAAACUAUAGUAGUAAGUACAAUGUUAAGACAUUAUUUAUGUUGUAUAUUCUAUGGACCAAUUAGUGGUGUUAAGUUUUUUGUAAUUAAGAUUAACUUCAACGUCAUUAGGCAAGAAAUACUAUAAUAUUAUAUUUCUGCAGUAUUGUACUAUUUUCAUUAAGUUUUAAAAAAAUGCCACUGCAAGCAAACGGUAAUGAUUAAUAAUGAAAUAAAGCAAUAAAAUAUUUUAACGCUUUAGUGUAUUAUAGUAAUAAUAGUAAAAAGAAUCGUAGAAAUUAUUGGUCAAAAAGAACAAUAAUUUAUUUAGUAUUGUUAGGCCAGUGAACUUUUGAGAAACAAUAAUUUUAAUAAGGGUUUUAAAAAAUGCAAAACUCUUCAUGAUGGAUAAUAUUCUUACUCGAGCUAUAAACUCGAUUCAAAUACAAGUUUAGAUCGAACCAGGUUGGUUCGAUUUAAAUAGAUUUUUUAUUUAUUUAAAUAAAGUGACCUGACUAUGUAUUGUAUUUUACAUGCGCUGUUCUGUACUUGCCGAAUUACCCAUACUAUGUAUAGGUUUUCAGAAAAAUAAUUUAAACUAACA